CUCUUCCUUUCCGUCUCUGGCCGGCUGGGCGCGGGCGACUGCUGCCGAGGCGCGUGGAGCCUCGCGCUGCUUCCCUUUCGUCUCCUGUCCCGGCCCGGGCCGCUAAGGAGUUCGCUGACGCCGGGUGAGCCGAGCCUGUCGCCAAGAUGCCGGCCUAUUUUCAGAGGCCGGAAAAUGCCCUCAAACGCGCCAACGAAUUUCUUGAGGUUGGCAAAAAGCAGCCUGCUUUGGAUGUUCUUUAUGAUGUUAUGAAAAGUAAGAAACACAGAACAUGGCAGAAGAUACAUGAGCCAAUUAUGUUGAAAUACUUGGAACUUUGUGUGGAUCUUCGCAAGAGCCACUUGGCUAAAGAAGGAUUAUACCAGUAUAAGAACAUCUGUCAACAGGUGAACAUCAAAUCUCUAGAGGAUGUUGUUAGGGCAUAUUUGAAAUUGGCAGAGGAGAAAACUGAAGCUGCUAAAGAAGAAUCCCAGCAGAUGGUCUUAGAUAUAGAGGAUCUGGAUAAUAUUCAAACCCCUGAGAGUGUUCUCCUAAGUGCUGUAAGUGGUGAAGACACUCAGGAUCGUACUGACAGAUUACUUUUAACUCCAUGGGUUAAGUUCCUGUGGGAAUCAUACAGACAGUGUUUGGACCUUCUUCGAAACAAUUCUAGAGUGGAGCGUCUCUACCAUGAUAUUGCCCAACAAGCUUUCAAAUUCUGCCUCCAAUAUACCCGUAAGGCUGAAUUCCGUAAGCUGUGUGACAAUUUGAGAAUGCACUUGUCUCAGAUUCAACGCCACCAUAACCAAAGUACAGCAAUCAAUCUUAAUAAUCCAGAGAGCCAGUCCAUGCAUUUGGAGACCAGGCUUGUUCAGUUGGACAGUGCUAUCAGCAUGGAAUUGUGGCAGGAAGCAUUCAAAGCUGUGGAAGAUAUUCAUGGGCUAUUCUCCUUGUCUAAAAAACCACCCAAACCUCAGUUGAUGGCAAAUUACUAUAACAAAGUCUCAACUGUGUUUUGGAAAUCUGGAAAUGCUCUUUUUCAUGCAUCUACGCUCCAUCGUCUUUACCAUCUAUCUAGAGAAAUGAGAAAGAAUCUUACACAAGAAGAGAUGCAAAGAAUGUCUACUAGAGUUCUUCUGGCCACUCUUUCCAUCCCUAUCACCCCUGAACGUACUGACAUUGCUCGACUUUUGGAUAUGGACGGCAUUAUAGUUGAAAAACAGCGUCGCCUGGCAACACUGCUAGGCCUGCAGGCUCCACCAACGCGGAUUGGCCUUAUUAAUGACAUGGUUAGAUUCAACGUGCUACAGUAUGUUGUCCCAGAAGUAAAAGACCUUUACAAUUGGCUGGAAGUUGAAUUUAACCCACUAAAACUCUCUGAGAGAGUCACAAAGGUUCUAAAUUGGGUUAGAGAACAACCUGAAAAGGAACCAGAAUUACAGCAGUACGUCCCACAGCUGCAAAACAACACCAUACUCCGGCUUCUGCAGCAGGUGGCACAAAUUUAUCAGAGCAUUGAGUUUUCUCGUUUGACUUCUCUGGUUCCUUUUGUUGAUGCUUUCCAACUGGAACGGGCCAUAGUAGAUGCUGCCAGGCACUGUGACCUGCAGGUUCGUAUUGACCACACCUCUCGGACCCUUAGUUUUGGAUCUGAUUUGAAUUACGCUACUCGAGAAGAUGCUCCAAUUGGUCCUCAUCUGCAAAGCAUGCCUUCAGAACAGAUAAGAAAUCAGCUGACAGCCAUGUCCUCAGUACUUGCAAAAGCACUUGAAGUCAUUAAGCCAGCUCAUAUACUGCAAGAGAAAGAAGAACAGCAUCAGUUGGCUGUUACCGCGUACCUUAAAAAUUCACGGAAAGAGCAUCAGCGAAUCUUGGCUCGCCGUCAGACAAUUGAGGAAAGGAAAGAGCGUCUUGAGAGUCUGAAUAUUCAACGUGAGAAAGAGGAACUAGAGCAGAGGGAAGCUGAACUUCAGAAAGUACGGAAGGCUGAAGAAGAGAGGCUGCGACAGGAAGCAAAGGAGAGAGAGAAGGAGCGUAUCUUACAGGAACAUGAACAAAUCAAAAAGAAAACUGUUCGUGAGCGUUUGGAGCAGAUCAAGAAAACAGAACUGGGUGCCAAAGCAUUCAAAGAUAUUGAUAUUGAAGACCUUGAAGAAUUGGAUCCAGAUUUCAUCAUGGCCAAGCAGGUUGAACAACUGGAAAAAGAAAAGAAGGAACUUCAGGAACGCCUGAAGAAUCAAGAAAAAAAGAUUGACUAUUUUGAAAGAGCUAAACGUUUAGAAGAAAUCCCUUUGAUUAAGAGUGCUUAUGAAGAACAGAGAAUUAAAGACAUGGAUCUUUGGGAACAGCAAGAAGAAGAAAGAAUUACUACGAUGCAGCUGGAACGGGAAAAGGCUCUUGAACAUAAGAACCGAAUGUCACGAAUGCUUGAAGACAGAGAUUUAUUUGUAAUGCGACUCAAGGCAGCACGACAAUCUGUUUAUGAGGAAAAACUUAAACAGUUUGAAGAGCGGUUAGCAGAAGAAAGACAUAAUCGCUUGGAAGAACGUAAAAGGCAACGUAAAGAAGAACGCAGAAUAACCUACUACAGGGAGAAAGAGGAGGAGGAGCAGAGGAGGGCAGAAGAACAGAUGCUAAAAGAGCGAGAAGAGAGAGAGCGUGCUGAACGGGCAAAGCGUGAGGAAGAACUUCGAGAAUAUCAGGAGCGAGUCAAGAAAUUGGAAGAAGUAGAAAGGAAAAAACGCCAGAGGGAGUUGGAAAUAGAAGAAAGGGAACGUCGUAGGGAGGAAGAGAGAAGACUUGGUGAUGAUGCACUUUCUAGGAAGGACUCUCGUUGGGGAGAUAGAGAUUCAGAAGGCACAUGGAGAAAAGGACCUGAAGCAGAUUCUGAAUGGAGAAGAGGCCCACCAGAGAAGACUCUCGUUGGGGAGAUAGAGAUUCAGAAGGCACAUGGAGAAAAGGACCUGAAGCAGAUUCUGAAUGGAGAAGAGGCCCACCAGAGAAAUCGGGGUCCCCGGCGCAGCAUGGAUGACGACAGAGGCCCUAGACGUGGUCCAGAUGAAGAUAGGUUCUCUCGCCGGGGGGCAGACGAUGACCGGCCUUCCUGGCGUAAUGCUGAUGACGACAGGCCUCUCAGACGAAUUGGCGAUGAAGACAGGGGAAGCUGGCGUCACGCGGAUGACGACAGACCACCUAGACGAGGCCUGGAUGAGGACAGAGGAAGCUGGCGAACAGCCGAUGAGGACAGAGGACCCAGACGAGGGGUGGAUGAGGACCGGGGGCCGCGGAGAGGAGGUGCGGACGAUGAGCGGUCAUCCUGGCGGAACGCUGAUGACGAUCGCCCUAGGCGGGGCAUGGAUGACGACCGGGGUCCCAGGCGCGGGUUGGAUGAUGAUCGAGGACCUUGGAGGAGUACCGAUGAUGAUAGGAUUUCCAGGCGCAGUGCAGAUGACGACAGGGGGCCUUGGAGAAACGUGGACGACGACCGGAUCUCGAGACGGGCUGAUGACGAUCGGAUUCCCAGACGAAGUGAUGACUCGAGACCUGGUCCCUGGAGACCGUUUGUCAAGCCAGGUGGAUGGAGAGAAAAAGAAAGAGCCAGAGAAGAGAGUUGGGGUCCACCUCGAGAAUCGAGACCAUCAGAAGACCGUGAAUGGGACAGGGAAAAAGAAAGAGACCGAGACCAUCAAGAUCGUGACGAGAACGACAGGGACCCAGAGAGAGAGAGAGACAGAGAGAGGGACAGAGAGAGAGACGCGGAUCGAGAGGACCGCUUCAGACGGCCUAGAGAUGAAGGUGGCUGGAGACGAGGACCAGCUGAGGAAUCUUCAAGCUGGAGAGACGCGAGUCGUCGUGAUGACAGGGAUCGGGAUGACCGCCGCCGUGAGAGAGAUGAUCGCCGUGAUCUAAGAGAAAGACGAGAUGACCGAGAUCGAAGGGGACCUCCUCUCAGAUCAGAGCGUGAGGAAGUAAGUUCUUGGAGACGUGCUGAUGACAGGAAAGAUGACCGGACAGAAGAGCGGGAUGCCCCUCGUCGUGUUCCUCCUCCAGCUCUUUCAAGAGAUCGAGAAAGAGAUCGAGACCGAGAAAGAGAAGGUGAAAAAGAGAAGCCCUCAUGGAGAGCUGAGAAAGACAGGGAAUCUCUUCGUCGUACUAAAAAUGAGACUGAUGAAGACGGGUGGACCACAGUACGACGUUAAGUCUCAAGACAGUGGAUUCAAACUCAUGUCUUACAUAGGUUUGAUCACAUUCAAGGAUUAUACUUGUGCUUCAACCAAUCUAAAUUGGAUUCUUUACUGUUGUCUCACCAUAACACAAAAAGCAUGAACUUGUAUUAAUCCUAUAUAAUAGAUCGAUCAUGCACCGUAUCCACGGAAGGUUCGAAAACCAUGCAAUGUUUCGGAAUUUAAGGUUUUGGCAUUAUGUCAUCAAUCAUUUGUUUACAAAAAAGAAAAAGUAAAAAAUAAAUUUAAAAUGUGAAUUCUUCAGGUAUUGAGUAACACCUGUAUCUUGGUAUGGAACUGAUCUUUUUUCUUUUGAUUUUGAAAUAUCUGAUAUUAAUUUGGAAUGAAGUAUGGUUCUGUUAUAGAAAAUGUAUUUGAAGAUAUUUGAAGAUUGAAGCAGGAAGCUGAAACAAUUUUCAUACCAUUAGCAGUUGAGACAUGCCUCUAGGUAUUUUGAGGUAUUUACUAUUUACUAAAUUUAGAAAGUUUUUAGAUUUACUAUAAGUGCAGUAAACAUUACACACAUUGGAUACAGUGGGAUUUUCUGCAGGUUUUACUCGAGAGGGUGAGUAGAAAGCAAUGUGCAGUCAUUGUUGUGAUGACAAGAAUACUGCUCAAGUGUGAAUCUAAAACAGAUACAGCUUUGAAAUUUUAAAGCAUUUAGUAAACUAUUGCUGAGUUUUUCUUUUGCCAAUAGCAAACUGCUUUUCCAUUUAUGGAGAAUUCAUGCCUUCAAGCAUUUUAAAUAUGACAAUAUUUAUAAAUGUGGUGGUUUGGAAGAAUUGUUUAAAUUCUUUUUCCUGAUUUCCUUUCUCUUCAGGAUAGGUUCUUUCAACAAGUAAUUUGUAGUAAUGACUGUGUUGACUUCAAUUUUGGAGUGUAGUAGCCAUGUUAAAGAUUAACUAUUCGGUCUUAUUGAAGCCAACACAGAACUUGCUGCUGUGUUUUUUCUUCAACGAUAAAUAAAAUACUUACAGAAUUUG
Molecule: messenger RNA, 5185 nt
Organism: Vicugna pacos (alpaca)
Lineage: Eukaryota; Metazoa; Chordata; Mammalia; Artiodactyla; Camelidae
Source: RefSeq, a predicted model, not a curated record